AUCUCAGCUUCGGCUCAGUUGAGCAGGCAACUAACUGAACAGGGAGGGUGAGAGGCACACAGGACCCCUGGAGGACUUCUAGGCCACCAUGAAGGUUCACAAUGAAGCAGCUGUGGAGGCACAAAUACAGGAGCUAAGGACCAUCACCCGGCUCCAGGAACAAUGCCGGGCACUCCAGAUCCAGGGCGUGAAGGAGAAAACAGCACAGAAUAAGGCUACAAUGGGCCUUCUGCGCAGCAACCUCCGUCGAGGGGCCCACGAGUGGGCUUUGGCAAAGAAGUAUGACCAGUGGACCAUCUCCAAGGCCUGCGGGAAGGACGCGUCCAUGAGGCUGGCACACUGCCGCAGUUCUAUGGAGGUAGCUCGAGAGAAGCUGCGCAAGUACGUCUUCGACCGUGUGAAUGCACACAACGUGCUGAUUCAUCUGGCUCGUCGACGGGGACAGAAGCUGGAGAGCUUGCAGGGGGAGCUGGCCAGCCUGCGGAACCAGCCGGAUGCCACUAAAGACGAGCUAAAGCUGCUGCAGAUUAUCCGCCAGCUGGAGAACAACAUUGAAAAGACCACGAUCAAGAUCACCACCAGCCAGAACAUCCACAUGCUGUACACAGACCUGCUGGAUUAUCUGAAGAAGGUGCUGGCAGGCUACCCCACAGAGCUAGACAAACUUCAGAACCUGGUGACCAACUACUGCUCGGAGCUGUCAGAUAUGACAGUCAUGUCCCAAGAUGCCAUGAUGAUUACUGAUGAGGUCAAGAGGAAUAUGAGGCAAGGGGAGGCGACCUUCAUCGAGGAGCGAAGGGCACGAGAGAACCGGCUGAAUCAGCAAAAGAAGCUUAUUGACAAGAUCCACACCAAGGAGACCAGCGAGAAGUACCGCCGUGGCCGGAGGGACUUGGAUUUCCCCUCCAAUCUGAUGAGUAUGGACACCAUGAAGGUGAGGAAAAGAGAAACUUCCAUAGCAGACAUGGAAUACCAGACAGAAGUGACUGCUUUGGUCGAGAGGGUCAAAUCUGCUGUGCAGUGCUCCCACCUCUGGGACAUAGCUGGCCGCUUCCUGGCUCAGAAGAAUACAGAGGAGAACCUGGAGCUACAGAUGGAGGAUUGUGAGGAGCGGCGGACCCAGCUGGAGGCCCUGAUGAAGAAGCUGGAACUGGAAGAGGCACUGCUCAAGUUCCACCAGAUACCCAGCUCUGCUGGCUUUAGUUCUAUUGAAAAAAAGAUGAAGAGCAUGCUAGAGGAGGAAGAAGCAAGGCUCCAGCUGGCCCACAACAACAUGACCAAGAGCCAGCAGCUACUACUGGCCAUUCAGACAGGCAUUGACAACCUCUACAUCCGGCUCAUCGGCAUCACCUUGCCAACUACCCAGAAACAAUUAUCAAUAUCUGACACCCUUGAUGUGUAUGGCAAGCUGGACUAUUGCGAGGGAAAGCUCACAUAUCUGGCUGACCGCAUGCAAACGCAGUCCAGAAAUGAGGAGGUCGACGCAAAGGUGAAGGACGUCCUGGAAUCAUCGACUCUAAAGGAGAAACAUAAUACCAGAAUUACCUUUGAGGACCAAGAGGAGGACAUGAUAGAAACCUUCCAGUUUGCGGACGUGGACCAUAGCUACGUCCCUUCGCGGGCCGAGAUAAAAAAACAGGGCCAACGGCUGAUCGAGGGGAAGCUCAAGGUGUCCAAAAAGAAGAAGAAGUAGCCCGGGCCGGGCUUUAGUACACAAAUAAACAUUUUUCCAGAACU
Peromyscus eremicus (cactus mouse) is the source of this 1737-nucleotide messenger RNA. It is a transcript of the gene Ccdc183, whose product is annotated as coiled-coil domain containing 183. The record is from RefSeq and is a predicted model, not a curated record. NCBI's taxonomy places the organism in Eukaryota, Metazoa, Chordata, Mammalia, Rodentia, Cricetidae. The transcript has 14 exons. The coding region runs from base 89 to 1693 and encodes 534 amino acids.